AUGAACAACCAGCUUACACAGGACGCCGAACGUCUACGGAAGGACAUCGAAUCCAUAUUACCAGAUGCCCGCGAAUUCGAUAAAAAAAAGCCUCAAGAAAUUUAUUUCUCAAAAGACAGACAGGGAAAUACAAUAUACGCAGGUUCAUUACUGAAAGAAAAGGCGGAAAAGUUAGUGGUAGAGAUGAACAUUGGAGAGGGUUGGGGUUGGAAACUGGCGAUCUUCUCAGAACCCAGGCCGAUAAAAAAUGAGUUGAAGCAAAUGUACCUCGUGCCUUUGUCUGAUAAUGCAGUUAUAACAAGAGGGUCUUUAGAAGAAGGACUGAAGGAGAAAUCUUUCAGUUACAUUAAGGAUUCCCCUGUACUCAAUCCGGGUGCUGCUGUCAUCUUUAUUGCGCGUGCUUGA
Molecule: messenger RNA, 405 nt
Organism: Penicillium soppii
Lineage: Eukaryota; Fungi; Ascomycota; Eurotiomycetes; Eurotiales; Aspergillaceae
Exons: 2
Coding region: 1-405 (134 amino acids)
Source: RefSeq, a predicted model, not a curated record